Messenger RNA from Thelazia callipaeda (thelaziosis nematode), 1572 nucleotides. NCBI's taxonomy places the organism in Eukaryota, Metazoa, Nematoda, Chromadorea, Rhabditida, Thelaziidae. The record is from the annotation of a GenBank genome assembly.
AUGUCAGAGCGAAGGAAUACAACUGCUCAUUUACCUAAAAUGGAAAUCUUAUUUUAUUCACUGGUAUGGAUCGUGCAUUCUUUGCUCGCACUUUACAUUGCUUGGAAUAGUUCUGUCAAGUUCCGUCUUCAUUUAUUUCUUGAGCCAAGCAAGUUCAUAAAUGGGUUGCAACAAGAUGGUACUGAUUCCGAAUGGUCUUUGUACAGUAAAUCAUUGAGCCGAAUACUGAUAACAAGUAUUUCUCAUACGGGUACUUUUUCGAUCUACAUAUAUGUAAUAGACGACAGAAUUCAGCACUUCUUUUCUCACUCCAAAAUUCUUUUUCAAAAACAAGCAAAUUUCAGCACUACUUGCACCAUAACUGUGUCUAUAUUGGCUGCGCUAAUGGCUAUCUUAGCUUAUUAUUGUCGCAAAGAACUAAUUUUCUGGUUAAUAAUCAUAACAUUCAUGGUGAAGAUUAAUUUAAUUAUACACUUCAAUGACUCUAUUGACGUCCACUAUAGGGAAUUCAACUAUUAUUUAUAUAGCGCUAUCAAAAUUCUUAAUUUCUGUAUACAUUUGUCGCGUAAUAAGGAUACAAACAUCACUUCAUCACUGCUUUAUCGCUAUGCUCAAUAUUUAUUUUAUCCACCAUAUGCGAUCAUACUGAUUGUAUUGUUCAAUGACUUUGAUACGCAAAUGACAGAAAUUGAAAAAGGUUAUUCGAAAAGCACAAAUUACAGAGAUUUGCUGCAACGCCUAGUACGAAUAAUACUUUGGUUCAUAGUAUUUGAAGCAAUACUACAUGUCAUUCACGUUCAUGCAAUUUUCGCUACAAGUCCAAUUCAGUUCAAUAACUUGAGUGAAUAUGAAAUAGCGAGUAUAGCAUACAUAAAUGGCAAAUUAUUUUAUAUGAAAUACUUAUUAAUCUUUGGAAUUCCGUCUUGGUUCGCUUCCAUUGAUGGUAUGAAGCCACCAGCAGGACCAGUAUGCAUAUCUCGCAUCAGCAAAUAUUCUCAAAUGUGGCGUAGCUUUGAUAGAGGCCUCUACUUGUUUCUGAAACAUCAGGUAUAUAUACCAAUAGUGAGUGAUCCUAGCAGCAAAUUAUUCACAUUGCGUCGAUUCGUGGCUAUGAUAACGGUAUUCUUAUUUGUUUUGGCAUGGCACGGAACUUCUUCAAACUAUAUCUGCUGGGUUUUACUUAAUGCUCUUGAAAUAUGUAUCGAAUGGCUUGGAUCAGCGAUAUGUGCAACUACUUUCUACAACAAACUUCGGGAGUUCUUAGGACCCAGAGGGGAACGACGGCUUAUUGCCAUUGCCAUGCUAUCUACUGUUGUUCCAGGAAUUUUUGGUGUAUUUUUCUUCCUAAGCCGGCAAAAAAUUGGAAUGAUCAUUUUUGAACGUUUAUUUCUCAACUUAGUACUUGCACCUGAAUACGCGAUUCUCAACCUAUCUCAGAGGUCAUUUAGACUUGCUGCAAUGGCAUUACAUUUCCUUUUUCUUGGAUACUGUUACAAUCAUGUUUGUUUGGAACUAGAGAAAUACUUUACGUCUAAAUCAUUAGAAGAGAAAGCUAAGCAGAAAGAGUUGUAG